AUGCUUCUUAGUGCCAGUAAGGAGGCGAGCUGCCGCGUUCUGAACGAGCUGCAGGCGGUUGAGCUCAGACUGGUCAGUGCCAAAGUAUACAACAAAAACACAAAGCUGCAGUACGUGAGGAAGUACAAACCCCACAGAGACGACGUCAAGCAUCUGAGAAUCCUGCUUCAUGGUCCAGUUGGAGCUGGAAAAUCCAGUUUCAUCAACUCUGUUGAAAGUGUCUUACAAGGCAGAAUCACAGGCAGAGCUCCAGCAGAGGCAAAUACCAGUGAAAGUUUCACCAAGAAGUACCAAACCUACAAAAUCCAAAAAGGACGACCCAGAGACUUUUACCCUUUUGUCUUCAAUGACACAAUGGGUCUUGAGAUGAAGGAGGACAGAGGAGUCCAUCCAGGAGACAUCAAACUGGCCUUGAAGGGACAUGUGAAAGAUGGUUACACGUUCAAUCCUGCAUCUAAACUGUCAUCUGACAAUCACUACUACAACGCACAACCAACUCUAAAUGACAAAGUUCAUGUUCUGGUGUGUAUUGUACCUGCUGACAAAAUACUUCUACUGACUAAAGACGAUGUGAAGAAGAUGAAGGACAUCAGAGAGACGGCCAGUGACCUGGGAAUUCCCCAGCUGGCUGUCCUCACCAGAAUUGAUUUAGCCUGCCCACUGAUCAAGGAAGAUCUGAAGAACGUCUAUAAGAGCAAGAACCUGAAGGAGAAAAUGGAGAAAUUCAGUCAGUUGGUGGGAAUUCCAAUGAACUGCAUCUUUCCUGUGAAGAACUACAGUGAGGAAAUAGAUGUAGACAGUGAAGUUGAUUCUCUGAUUCUGAGCGCCCUGAGACGGAUCAUCAGCUCUGGAGAAGACUUCAUCAACGACAUGGAAACCUAA
Molecule: messenger RNA, 882 nt
Organism: Myripristis murdjan (pinecone soldierfish)
Lineage: Eukaryota; Metazoa; Chordata; Actinopteri; Holocentriformes; Holocentridae
Product: interferon-induced protein 44-like
Exons: 6
Coding region: 1-882 (293 amino acids)
Biological process (GO): immune response
Source: RefSeq, a predicted model, not a curated record